GUUGUCUCCCACUCCUGUGGCCGUUGGUGGAACACUGGUGCUGGACCAGCGCUGGAGCAGCAGCUGCAGGAUCUGCUCCUGGGCUGCCCCUGACCAGCCACCUUCUAGCCUCAGUGCCAGAUCUGGCCUCCUUGUAGACAUCCUGAUCUCGUCUGCCAGCAGGCAUCCCCACACUACUUUGGCACUGGCAAAGGUGCAAAGGAGAGGCACAAUGAAAAGGAAAGCAAGAGCCCACACUGGACCACACAUCAGGGUUGGCAGUGACUUUCAGGCUGAGCUCCCCGAGCUGCAGACCACAGCAGCGAGUGAGGAGGAAGAGCAUGCAUCCCUGGUCUGGAAGCCUUUGGAGGAAGAUGACUCUGACAUGGGAAAACCUGACAGAGUAAGACAGCUCUUGGACAUGGCCAGCGCCCGUGGCGUUUCCGGGCCAGCGGCUAACCUGGAGCUGGCCCUGCACUGCCUGCACCAGGCACGCGGCAGCCUUCCGGUAAGAAGCGGCUCUUUGGGUGCCCAGAAGAGCGGACAGGGAAUUCCUAAGGCCUGGGCACUGGGAUAGCCACUCCUGGCUGCUCUUUGAAGAAGGGGGGCUAACAAGGAGUGGAGAACUUGCUGCCCGCUGUGUCUCCUCCAGCUACAGCAGAGGCGAGCCCAAAUGGCUUGAGCAGGGAGAAUAUCUCUCCUGGAGGCGCUGCUGGCAGCUCCCACAGCCUGCUCCCUUGUCGAUCUCCCGCACAUCUGUGUGCUCUAACACAUUCUGCGGGGAACUGAGGGGAAAUCCCCACAAGCCUCAGUGAGCGCAGGCAAUUCUGGCUUCAGGAGAAGCAUUGAG
Messenger RNA from Cyanistes caeruleus (blue tit), 829 nucleotides. The record is from RefSeq and is a predicted model, not a curated record. Lineage: Eukaryota; Metazoa; Chordata; Aves; Passeriformes; Paridae.